AUGGUCUGCCCGUGGCUCGCCGUCGUGGCUCUGCUGACGGCCUGCUCCGUGCAGGUCUCUACAGCAGCCACCUUCGCCUACAGUCAGGAGGAGAAGCCAGAGCGGCUCGGCCAGUGCUACCACGGCGGCAACACCAGCCUGCUGCUGGGGAACGGCGACGCCUGGCACCCGCCCGGCGCCUGCGAGCGGCUAGUCUGCGUGUCCGGCCCCAGGCCCGGCCGCAUGACGCUGCUGCACUUCACGUGCGACGCGGCAGAGCCUGGGACCGGGUGCGUGCUGCGGCCGGGCAACCACCGCCUCCGUUUCCCCUACUGCUGCGACACCGCCGAGUGCCCCGAGGACUAGCCGAGCCGAGCUUGUGCAAAUAAAAGUAGAAUUGUUCUUUUAAAAAAAUAAAAUUAUUUUCACCCA
Molecule: messenger RNA, 411 nt
Organism: Bacillus rossius redtenbacheri
Lineage: Eukaryota; Metazoa; Arthropoda; Insecta; Phasmatodea; Bacillidae
Exons: 3
Coding region: 1-345 (114 amino acids)
Source: RefSeq, a predicted model, not a curated record